CCAUCACCAGCAUAUCUCUCCGCGACCGGCCUCGGCCCCGCCACCGAAGGCCCCAUCGCUCCUCUGCCAUCACCCACCACAGAAACAAAUCCCUCAACAACAACGACGACAGUCCUCAACAUAAGCCUCAUGCUCACGACCGGAGCCCGACACCCUUACACGCUCGACGAGAAAUACCUGCACAGCCGAAAAGUCACCACAACCGUCGACAAAACCACAGGGGACUUCGACCCUCGCUUGCUCUCGGGCUAUCAACUGAAGGAAUUGAUCUGGAUCGACUGGCGGAGCGAAUGGGAGCCACGGCCCGCGAAUCCGAGCUUCAUCCGCCUCAUCCUCAUGGGGCGGAUGCUGGAGGACAAAGUCGCGCUGAGAGAAUACCCCUUUAACCUCUCCGCCGUCAACGUCGUCCACAUGACCGUCAAACCCGCCGACCUGCACGACGACGACGACGCCGCCGGCGCGGGCAAAGGGUCGAAAUCGGGCCACGGGGGUUUCCGAAGAGGCGGUGGUCGGGAUGAUGAUCACGAGGAGGACGACCGGGGCGCGGGAUGUCGAUGCGUGAUUUUAUGA
This is a messenger RNA of Dissoconium aciculare CBS 342.82, 570 nucleotides long. RefSeq lists its product as uncharacterized. The transcript has 2 exons. Lineage: Eukaryota; Fungi; Ascomycota; Dothideomycetes; Mycosphaerellales; Dissoconiaceae. The annotation marks the transcript as partial. The record is from RefSeq and is a predicted model, not a curated record.